Chlorella variabilis is the source of this 2089-nucleotide messenger RNA. RefSeq lists its product as hypothetical. The coding region runs from base 47 to 1735 and encodes 562 amino acids. Lineage: Eukaryota; Viridiplantae; Chlorophyta; Trebouxiophyceae; Chlorellales; Chlorellaceae. The transcript is spliced from 6 exons. Gene Ontology annotation, biological process: peptidyl-lysine monomethylation. The record is from RefSeq and is a predicted model, not a curated record. Gene Ontology annotation, molecular function: protein-lysine N-methyltransferase activity.
CUUGCAGCCGGCAAGGGUCGGGCCUUGGGGUCGGCGAUUCGCCGCGAUGUUUGCGCGGAAGCUGAGCGGCGCUCUCUGCGCUGCUUCUGGCCUUGCCCUGCACCCAUGGAUAGAUUUUCCAGCUAGUUGUUACGACGCCGAUGCCCAGCAUCCGCCCCGAGCAGACUGCGCUGCCGCUGCCGCCAGCCAGACCACCGCCGAACAGCUUACAGCGAUGGCUGCCUGGCUGCAGCAGCAGGGAGCUGAUAUAGCGGCAAUAGAUUUCAAGCAAUCAGACACGGACGCAGGGCGGUACGGUGCGUAUGCCACCGAUGCCAUUCGCCAGCGCGUCGCGCGCAGCUUCUGGGGAACGGUGGCAGGCUGGGCGGGCGCGGGCCGCAACGCCGCCGUCACCGUCGCCAGCUUCCCGCUCUCCAGCACCCUCACCGCCGCCACCCUGGCACGGCACCCACAGCAGGGACCAAUACUGCAGCAGCUGCUGGAGCUGGGAGUGGCCGACGGACGAGACGUCGUCAUGCUGCACUUGGCGGUGGAGCGGCAUCGGCUGCGUGAGCGCGGGCCCGGCACCGGCGGCGAGCUGGCCUGGCUGGCGCUGCUGCCCACCUCCUUUGGCACCACCCUGUUCUUCUCGGAGCUGGACAUGCAGUGGCUGCGGGGGACCACGCUGUACACAGCUACCAGGCUGCGCCGGGACAGCCUGCGCGGCGCCUGGGAGAAGCUGGAACCCUCAGCGCGGCAGCUGGCACAGGCAUCGGGGCUGCAGGCGGCGCCUGGCCUCGACGACUGGCUGUGGGCCAACUCGGUCUUCUGGUCGCGUGCCAUUGCCUUCCCCAGCCCAACCCCCGACGGCGGCAGCUCGGUGGCCAUCCAGGAAGGCAUCGUGCCAGGGCUGGACUUCUGCAACCAUGCCGUGGAGGUCGCCCUGCAAGUGGAGGAUGCCUUGGCGCAGCACAGGCGCCCGCGAUCCAAACAUGCGGGGAGGCCGCAGGGCGCCAUCAGUCUGGUCUGCCCCCGGCGCGGCGCGCCGGCGCCGGGCGCCGAGCUGACCAUUGAUUAUGGCAACAAGGGCAACGAAGAGCUGCUGUUCCUGUACGGUUUUGCCCUGCCCGGAAACAACGAGAGCGAGGUGUUGACGCUGAUGCUGCCGCUGCCUCCGGCCAGAGAGUGGGACGAGCAGCUGCUGGCGCGCAUAGCUUUGCUGCAGAGGCGCGGCCUGCUGCCGCAGGUGCACCUGCCCGCGGCCGACCUGGUGCGGCUGAGCAGCGGCGGCGGGGCGGUGGCGGCAGGCGGUGGCGGGACAGGCGGGGGGCUGGGUACUGGCCUGCCGGAGGGCGUGGUGGAGACGCUGGAGGUUUUUUUGCUGCCCCAGCAGCAAGUGCAGCAGCAACUGCAAGUGGGCAGCUUGGCUUCAGGCGCAGGAGGCGGCGCAGAUGUCGGCGGCAGCGCCACCGAGCAGGAGCGGUCUGGGCUGCGCCUGGCAGUGCUCACCACACUUGUGCGGCUGCUGGAGUUGAAGGCGGCGGAGAUGGAGUCGCCAGAGGCGGGCACGGGCCCGCUGGAGCAGGACGAGCAGCUGCUGGCGGCAGCGGGCGCCGCUCUGACGCUCAACCAAACACACUGCCUGCUCUACCGCAUCGGGCAGAAGCGGCUGGGGCGCGCCUACCUGGCCCACGCCAAGAGGCUGUUGCAGCAGGAGAUGGCCACCUUGCAGAAGCAGCAGCGAGCCGCGCAAUGAGGCAUGCGUACACCAAUCUAUGGCGAGCGGCUGGCGGUACAGGAACAAAGGGGAGGCCGAGGGGCACGGCGCCUCGAAGCGCACGCGUUGCUCAGCUCACUCUUAGGCCUGCUCUUCCUGCAAUCGCCACCUCUCUGAUCGCUAUCAAACAGGGUGCGCCGUCUUGUUGGAACGAGCGAUGAAGUGCUUCCGCGUUCCAGGUCUCGCUGCCCCUCAAAUACCUUGCUGCACCUUGCUAGCAGCCGUCUUGACACUCUGCGCCCCUCCGAACUUCACCCCGCGCCGCUCCGAACUUCAUUCCCGAGAGCACAGGGGCGUCUGAUUCAGGUGCCUUCAGAAGUGUUAAUUGCUAGC